Messenger RNA from Aspergillus welwitschiae, 918 nucleotides. Its product is annotated as actin cortical patch SUR7/pH-response regulator pali. The coding region runs from base 1 to 918 and encodes 305 amino acids. Gene Ontology annotation, cellular component: plasma membrane; cell cortex of cell tip. The transcript is spliced from 3 exons. The record is from RefSeq and is a predicted model, not a curated record. Gene Ontology annotation, biological process: fungal-type cell wall organization. NCBI's taxonomy places the organism in Eukaryota, Fungi, Ascomycota, Eurotiomycetes, Eurotiales, Aspergillaceae.
AUGCCACAGUUGACAAGGAACUUAGGUCAGUUAAUUUCCAUCGGUGCGUUGUCACUUUCUUUUGCGGUAUUGGUAUGUUUGGCGGUAGUAUUUGCCGGGUGCACUUCUUCCUCUUCGCCGGCCGAUCUACAUUUCUUGAAGGUAAACCUCAGUGACUUCCCGGAAAUCAAUGAUAUCCAUCUUCGCCGCUCCAUCGACUUGUCGGGUGCCUCAUCAAGCAUCACUGAUGGGGUAACAAGUGUUGCCGGCAGUGUCACAGAAGGCAUGGAUAGUGCGGCUUCUGAAGCUUCUACAGCCGUUGAGAGUAUCGCAACCAAGGCUUCAACUGCCGCCGGGACGGCUGUGAGUCAGGCGAGCGAUGCGCUUCGGACCUUGGCAAAAGAGCUCAAGUCAGAGCUCCCAGCGUAUUACACUGUUGGAUUAUGGGGUUACUGCGAAGGCAACGAUACUCAGGUUAUCUCUUGUUCCCGACCAAGCGUAUCUUUCACGUUUAAUAUCUCCGGUAUUCUGAGAUCUGCUUCGACAGAGAUCGGUGAACUGGUUUCAACAAUUGAUGAAAAAGUCCUCAAUGGAUAUUAUGAUGUAUCCAGAGCAGUCACUUCGUUAUAUAUUUCUGGCUUCGUGGCGGCGACGCUCACGGCAGUUCUGGGCAUAAGGAAAACGUUCUUUGAUGGAGGUAGUAAGCUACUCAUUAUAUUCUGCGUGCUUUCUGUCGCUCUUCUCAUGUCUGCAGCGAUCGGUGUGAGCGUCAUAUACCGCCUAACAACUUCCGCGAUCAAUACAAUCCUAGGCAGCUUUGGUGCUUCGGCCAGCCUUGGAGGACACAUGCUAGCCGCUGCAUGGCUCGCGGUUGCAUUCUCCAUAAUCUCCUUGUUGGCAUGGCUGAUACGAUCAUGUUGUUGUUGUUGUUCUAACUGA